CAAAGUUUUCUAAAUGAGGUUGGCGAGAUUGUGUAAAUUAAAUGAGCUAGUAACAAAAAUGGAAGUCGUGGUUUGAAAUUUGGUUUGAUUUUCUAAUAAAGAUUGUAUGCGAAUUCACAAUUAAUACAGUACAUAAUUUUUCAAAAUUAUUUCAAAAUCAGAGAGAAAUAUACAAUUUUAAAGAAUUGUUAAAAAAUUAUUUUGAUUAUGAAUGCUCUGAUAUUUUUUUUAUAUAGAAUAAAAUCGGAUUAUUGUCCAUGUAUAAUAUGAUCCAAUUUUUUCGCGUUUAUGAACUGCAACGUUUACUAUUACAAUUAAAUUUAAAUCAUUACGGCAGAAAGGAUAAAUUGCAACAACGUUUAGUUGAUGCUCUAGCACAAAAUUUUAAUACGAUUGCACCACAAAUUCGAGAAAUAUAUAAAUCUUGUGGUCCAGAUAGUCAACCUUUGCCACCUCCAGUAAUUUCUCAACAAACUUUACCAGACUUAGGACCACCACCAGAAAAAAGAAUGUAUCAACCGCCACAAUUGCAACAUCCAAUGCAACCAGCCGCCCAAUUGGUUGGUGGAAAUAUUGUUGUACCUUUUCAUGGUAAUAUGGCACCGAAUAACUAUCCAAUUCAUCCAGAUGUCAGACUCAAAAAGCUAGCAUUUUAUGAUAUUUUGGCCACAUUAAUUCAACCAUCAACAUUAUUGCCACAAAAUUCUCAACGAUUACAAGAAGCCACGUUUUAUUUUACAUUAACACCACAACAGGCUACAGAAAUUGCUUCAAAUCGAGAUAUACGUAAUGGCUCGAAAAUUGAACACACGAUUCAAGUUCAGCUACGAUUUUGCUUAUUAGAAACGUCGUGUGAACAAGAGGAUUGCUUCCCACCUAAUAUAAUCGUGAAAGUAAAUAAUAAGAUGUGUCAAUUACCUAAUCCAAUACCAACGAAUAGACCAAAUGUAGAACCAAAACGACCGCCACGCCCGGUUAAUGUCACAUCAAAUGUUAAACUGUCUCCAACAGUAACAAAUAAUGUAACGGUUCAAUGGUGUCCAGAUUUUUCAAGAGGCUACGUGUUUUCAGCAUAUUUGGUAAGAAAACUUACAUCGGCUCAAUUAUUACACCGUAUGAAGACGAAAGGUAUCAAACCAGCAGAUUUUACUAGAGCAUUAAUCAAAGAAAAGCUAACCGAGGAUGCUGAUUGUGAAAUAGCAACUACUAUGCUAAAAGUAUCAUUAAUAUGUCCUUUGGGGAAAAUGAAAAUGUCCAUACCAUGUCGAGCGUCUACGUGUUCUCAUUUACAAUGUUUUGAUGCGUCAUUAUUUUUGCAAAUGAAUGAAAGAAAACCAACUUGGAAUUGUCCAGUCUGUGAUAAACCUGCUUUAUAUGAAAGCUUAGUAAUUGAUGGAUAUUUUCAAGAAGUUUUAGCAUCUGCGUUGUUGGGUUCAGAUGACACAGAAAUUCAGUUACAUAAAGAUGGUUCGUGGAGUACUCAUGUCAUGAAAAAUGAAGCUCAAAUUUUAGACACAUCUAGUAAAUCAGUUCAAAAAGUAGAGGUUAUAUCCGACGAUUUAGAACUUAUAACGACUGAACCUGAAGUUAAGCCUAAAUCGAUUGCUCCUGUAACAAUUCCUAUUGCAACAGUGACUCCAACUGUAACUUCCAAUUCAAAUAAUAAUUCAAAUACAAAUGAACCAACAUCAACAACAAAUAAUGAUACAGUUGAUUUAACUCUAAGUGAUUCAGACGAUGAUUUACCUUUGAAACGGAUAGCGGCACCCUCGGCAAAUAAUGGUAAAACGAAUUCAACAUCUAAUGGAACCGUUAAUCAAGCUAAAACGGCACCACAAAAAUCAAAAAAUGAUGAAACAACAAUUAUAUCAUUAGACUCACCAUCACCUCCAUCUAGUCCAGUUAACGUACCUAGUGAUAAUAGCGGAUCAAAUUCUGGAAGUAGCAUAACAUCAACAACAAUACCAUUUUGUCCCUUGCCAGAAAAUCCACUUGAAUCAACAGAUGGAAAUUCAGCGAAUUUACAAAUAAAUCCACUUGCUUUAAAUAGACAAAAUAGUUCUGUGGAUCCAUUAGCAACACCGCCAAACCCAGCUUUUAAUAGAUAUUUUAUGAAUGCAAAUCAUAAUAGUAAUACCAGUAGUAGUAACCCAACACAUUCCAAUUACAAUAUAGUACGACCAUAUAGAGAAGAUGAUGACAAAGAGAAGUAGUAAAAAUCAAAAUAUCCUUUUAUCAUUUAAUUAAAAAUUUAUAUUACCUGAAUCAUCCUUAUUAAAUAAAUUUUUAGAUUUUAGCUUAUACAUAUAUAUAUAUAUAUAUAAGUCACUCACAAAGCUUCAUGAAUUUUCUUUAUUAUUAUUAUGAAUUUGCUCUCAAACUAAAUUUUCUUUUGUACAAAAAAAAAAUCUUUAUGUACGGAUUGGAAUUAAUUUGCUUAAUUACUUUUCAAAAUUAUUGGAUUUAAUUUAUAAAAUCAGACAACAUUAAAUAUUUUUUUUAUUAUUAUUUGUUAAGGUUAAAUUUAAAAUUGAAAUUUUUGGUAAAAAUUGUUUUUGGACUUAAGUAACAAAAAAACCAAUUUUUUUUUUUGUGUGUUGCGUUGAGAUCUUAUUAAUUUAUUUGGACGUUUAGUGUGUAUAUACAUGUAAAAAUUUUAUGUAUCGGACAGUUUACAUUUAAAUUAUUUUUAUUAACUGAAAGAUUUUUGAAAAUCACUCCAACAGUAGGAAAUAAUUUCUUUGAUCUAACCAAAAAAUAUUGAUAAGACCCGGAUGGUGAACAUUUUUUUAUAACAAUCAAAUUUUUAAUGGGAAAUUCCAAUUACAAUAAUUUUGAUAAAUUUUUAAAAACAUCACGAAACCUCCUAACUACUUCAAUUUUUUUUCUUUUCUCUAUGUUAAAUUUAAUGGGUCAAUAUCAGUAUUAUUCCGUUUAAUGAUACAAUCUGGUUGAGUGUUCAACUCCUCACUUGUAAUAGUAAUCGGUUUUUCUCAGUUAUAUAUUUUUUAUGUACCGUUCAUUAUGUAAAAAAUCUGAUGAAGUAAUUAACAACUCAAAUGAAAGUGAAAAUAUAUAAACUAGCAACCUUGCUAGUAAUUAAUAUAGACUUUAUACUCUUGGUCAUGGUUUUACAUAUAGUUUGCUUUCUACCAAAACAACAGUCCUAUAAAAUAAGUGAUCCAAAAUCCUGAAGCUUUCAUGUAACUCCAAAAAUCAUCAAGUUUAAGCAUCAAGACUGUCGGUAACUUC
Messenger RNA from Condylostylus longicornis, 3252 nucleotides. RefSeq names its product E3 SUMO-protein ligase PIAS3 (gene Su(var)2-10). The record is from RefSeq and is a predicted model, not a curated record. Lineage: Eukaryota; Metazoa; Arthropoda; Insecta; Diptera; Dolichopodidae. The transcript is spliced from 10 exons. Bases 258 to 2213 code for a protein of 651 amino acids. Gene Ontology annotation, biological process: protein sumoylation; regulation of transcription by RNA polymerase II. Gene Ontology annotation, molecular function: transcription coregulator activity; SUMO ligase activity; zinc ion binding.